AUGACGGUCGGACGCUACCUUGCCUGGGGGGGUCCAAUCUCCAAUCUCCAUGGGGGGGAUGAGCUUUGCGACGGACGCAGCCAUAACGCCCAGAGUGAGACACUGCUAGCCAGAGCUGACCCUCCCAGAGAGGAACCCUGGACAGACAAGCAACAACGUGACGAUGGACGAAUGCUACUGUACUGCAACUCGAUUCGCUGCUCCGUCCGCGGCACUACAGUUGUAGUAGCAUUUUGUGCCAGCGAAUGGCCAUUGUCACUCACUUCGGUCGGCCAACAUCCAAGACGUUGGCCGUCGAAACCCAACGGGCGACCGAGACCAGAAAAUGUCUCCGUUGACGUUGGGCCCAAGAGGCUUCGGUUCCCGGAUCCGCCAAUGUCCUCGUGGCUCAAGCCUUGGGACGCACGACGUAAGAAUGCGUGUACCACAAGGAGGGGAGGGGGACGACUCUUGGGAGCAGAAGCCGGCGAUGCUGGUUCCGGGCAAAAGCCUCAGGGCCCUUCCCAAGACCGGAGGCGAGUGCACCAAGCUCGCCGAAGCAAGCAAAGGAAGAGACCCGGGCUGAGUCCGGCCAGCAGCAAAAGUAAUACUACAUACAUCCGUCCAGGCGAGACAGCGCCAGUGCUUUGGGUUGGAAUGCUCUGCGGGACGUCUCCAUCGGCGUCUGGUGCUAUUUUCGGCUCCUCUGCUCGCCCUUGGAUCCCUCAGUUUUCUUUUCUUUUUCCUUCUUUCCUUUCCGGCAAAUCAGCUUCAUUCGUGGAAUUACAUUACACGGCGUCCACGCUGCCUGAAAUCGCCAGCGUGUUUGCAUGCGGUUGGUGCCCUGCGCGCGCGCGAUCUGCACAUUUCGCCCUUGCUAUCAAAGGAUCGGGUGGCACAUGGGCGUCUAGGCCGCCCAGCCAUGUGGCCGCCAGACACAAGGAGCUUCUCGCCACUCAUGACCCGAAUACUUGCAUAUAA
Molecule: messenger RNA, 960 nt
Organism: Trichoderma aggressivum f. europaeum
Lineage: Eukaryota; Fungi; Ascomycota; Sordariomycetes; Hypocreales; Hypocreaceae
Exons: 1
Coding region: 1-960 (319 amino acids)
Source: RefSeq, a predicted model, not a curated record